Messenger RNA from Anneissia japonica, 6011 nucleotides. RefSeq names its product leucine-rich repeat flightless-interacting protein 2-like. The transcript has 14 exons. NCBI's taxonomy places the organism in Eukaryota, Metazoa, Echinodermata, Crinoidea, Comatulida, Comatulidae. The record is from RefSeq and is a predicted model, not a curated record. The coding region runs from base 43 to 1560 and encodes 505 amino acids. Gene Ontology annotation, biological process: regulation of DNA-templated transcription.
AUCCGAUUGCCGAUUACCGCCAGUGUUGUGUCAUAUCUCGAAAUGCAAGAAAAAGUAAUAUCGUAUGUGGUACAUUUCAACUAUUUCGGAAUUUGUAACAAGUUAAAACUAAGUAUAAUGGGUGCUGAAGGAAGUAAAGAAGUUAGCCUAUCACCGAUUCUGACAAGAAAACCUACUAGGCCUGUUCAGAGAAGCGGUCGAAAUCGGUCUUCUGUUAGACAUGCAUUUGGUCCAAGUGGAAAGUAUACAAGUCUGACUCGCAAUAUGUCAGCCACAUCCCCAACGACAACAGUGCCUGGGGCGGCAGCACAGGCAUCAGGAGGUCGAAAGAGGGAACAUGGAACGUCUAGAGCAUAUACAGUAGAAGAUCAGGCAUUAGAUUCAAUAGCAAAAGAGGCAGAAGCUCGUCUUGCAGCUAGAAGGCAGGCAAGAGCUGAAGCCAGGGAUAUCAGAAUGCGUGAACUAGAACGACAACAGAAAGAGGCUGAAGAUGCAAUGGAUAAAGAAUUUGAGAAAGCAAAAGAAGAAAAAAGAAUUGCUUUGGAAAAAACAGGAGUUGUUGACCCAGAGGUGACACAAGAACCACCAUUGGUUAAGCAUUCGGUGUCGGUCUCAUCAUAUGCAUCAACUGCUAGCCCGUCAACGUCCAGGAGGGAAAGUAUAGACUCGACAGAUCAGGACACAAUGAGGGUAACAAUAUCUGAAUUAGAGGAGAAAUAUAAGAAAGCUAUGAUGGCAAAUGCUCAAAUGGACAAUGAAAAAGCAGCCUUGGUUGCCGAGGUUGACAUACUUAAGGAUACACUUGAAGAGCAGGAAGAAAUGAUGUACGAAAUUCAGAGGGAAGCCAGAGAAAAACAUAGGGAUUUAGAGUUUAAAAAAAGAGAGGCAGCCGGGUUACAUAAUGAAGUAUCAAUUCUUAGAGAAAUGUUAGAACAAAGAGACAAACUAAUUGAGGAACAUGGUCUGAUAUUAGUAGGAGAAAAUGGAGAAGGAAAUGAAAAAGAACUAAAAGACAAAGUAGGAGCAAUAGUUGUAGUGUCACCUGAAGCAGCGGAGAUGUUGGAAAUGGUUGGCGAAGGCCCUCUGGAUGUACGGCUCAAAAAGUUUGUGGAGGAGAAAAAAGAAUUACUUGAAGAGAUUAGAAUACUUAAAAUUGACUUAGAAAAUGAAAGAGAUAAAUUAGCGGUGGCGGAGAGGAGAAGAACGGCGCAGGCGCCAUUACUAAAUGGUCCGGAAAUGAAUGUCUAUGAUAUACAAAGAGAAGCCAGCAAGCAGGUGAAUGAAAUGAAAUAUAAACUUCAAAAUGCGGAACAGGAACUCACAAACCUUGAAGCGAUUAAUUCUCGAUUAGAGGGUCAAGUUAAACGUUACAAACAAGCUGCUGAAACAGCAGAACAGUCAGAAGAAGAAAUGAAAUUAGAUAAAAGGAAACUCAUAAGAGAGAACCGUUCUCUAAAAGAUCAAGUUGAAGAAUUAGAAACAGAAAAAGGACACUUGAAGAAACGGUUAGAAAAAGUUCGACAAGGCAGAAUCACCAGUACUAAAAUAGCAGAGGUGUAGAUGUCAUUAGUUUAACCAAAAUAAAUUGGCUAAUUAGUACUUAAGGUAAUUUGAGUCCAAGCAAUUUUUUGUCAACAGGAAAUGGCUAACAAACUAAUGUACAGAGAACACAUCGCUCAAUUCUUGGAGAAACCAGUACAGUAGAGUAAUAAGUACUGUAUAUCGAAAUGGGGUAUUUGCACUAGGUGCAGUAUCAGAACGUGUCAGUGGUUUAAACUAAUUUUAAAUUUUAAUGCUGAUAUGUUUAUGGUAGAGGUUAUGUGUUUUACUUUAAGGCCUUAAGACUUACAAAGGAGGCAAAUAGUGAGCCAAGCUGUUUGCUCACUGGUCAGUUUUUCUGCCAUCGUGACUGAAAGAUAAGGUGGACACAAGUAGGUUUGAAAGGACUACUGCAGACCAGUAGAGCUUUGAGAAUCCUAAACUGUGAAGUUAUUAUACGUGUGGAUACAGGAUGUUUCUGCCGGGGGCUUUGAAGUACCCGUCGUGGACGUAUGGUGGGAAGAGUUGGAGGUGUUCCCAGUACAUGGGCCAUUAUAGCCUCCUGAAGCUUUGGACUUUAGCCAUUACAAUCUCUUGUCUAAAAGAUUUAAUGAUUGGCUUGAGAUUUUUUUGGCUCCAUGUAGAAUGGGUGGGGGAUGGGGUAUGCCCUUUUUGCCUCCCAUGGAUUGUCAACUGUGUUAUUGUAGUUCUGUGCCUAAACUGACUAAUCAUUUUCAAAGUAUCAGUAGUAAGUUAUUACUGCCCUGUCAUCUAUUUUAUGAUUGCUGUACUCAAUGUUAAAUUGGAAAUAUUAAAGAUUGGAGUAACAAGGAUUACAUGCAAUAAUAUAUAAAUAACUGUAAUUAUAUGAAUUGUAGUUUCACAGUUUUGAAUUGAACUAAGAAGAAUACUUUAUUUCUCGAAAACUAUUUCUCAUCUUUAUAUAUCACUGAUAAAGUGUUUCUUUAUAACAAUAUCAAUAUCAUAUCGAUGAAUUUAUACAACAUGAACAUCAUACACUCUCCACUGAUUGGUUGAUACUAAUAUUAUUUUCAUUUACAUACAUAUGAUUUUUAAUUAUAGUAAAUAACAAUUAUAAUAAUAAAAAGCUAUUUAUUGAUUAUGAACCAUCUAAAAUCAAUAAUGAUAAAUAUAAUUAUUUAAUAGUCGAUGUAUGAUAAACAUUACCUUUCAGUGUUGAUUGUUGGUUAUUAUUUAUGUAUUUAUUCAAUACUUAUCAAAGUAAUGAUAAUAAUAAUAAUAUUACUACUCACAAUGAUGUUUUUUUCAUUAUUUAUUAUAAAAGGGACUGUAACAUUAUUAUUAGUAAUCCUGCUAAUUUUAAGUAACAAUAAGUUAAAAUAAUAAUUUCAUGUCAGUUGGGUUGCCAACAUACUUUAUAAAUUAAAGAAGGUUAUAUGGUUAAGAUUAAUAAUUUUCAUACAUCAUACCAAUUGAAUACAAUAUUAUUUGGUCCUUGUUGCUCCAUUUGUCAUUGUCACAAUCUUAGCACUAACUAGUAUGCCUUAUAUAUGUGAAGCGCUUUGAGGGCUUGUUCACAUGACAUAUUACAUCAGUAGAAUAUGGUAGUUAAAAACAUGGGUAUAGUUUGCACUUUUUCACAACAGAUUGUUUAGUGGUUGUAUGUUUGUGUUUGUUUACUCCACAUGAUUGUUAUUUGAUUAAAUAGUCCAAUCAAAAAGUACAAAAAUAAUGUUCGGUUGGUUUGAGGUGAAAGAUGAAAAUUAAGUUAAAUACAAUUUUGAUGAUUUUAUAGUGUAAAAAAGAAGUAGAUUUUUUAUAAUUAACAAUGACAUUUAAAAUCUAUUUCUUUUUGUAGGCAAAAUAUAUAGAAAAUAGAAAGUUGUUUUUAGAUAACAUUGCAGGAAUUGAGAAUUCCAUGUGCAUAAAAUAUUGAUUGAAAUAUUUAUUUAUAUUUGUUACAUUUAUUGAGACUUGACAAUAGAACUAUUAAUAUUGGUUUUUUAUUUAUUUAUUUAUUUUUUUCAUGACGUUAAAAUGUUUGUUUUUUUAUGCAACUUAGUAGAAAUUUGGGUAAGGUAAGUUGCUGUCCUUGUGUCCUAAAUAUUAUUAUUAUUAUUAUUAGGUGUUGUCAGGACUAAUCAAAUUUUGAAAAAAUUUAUUUUUCUUUGUCUACUUUCAAUAGAUUUUACUUCUGUUAAUUGGCAAUUCCAUUAAUAAGAGAAGAGCUAAGGAAGUUUCCCCAGACAUUAUAUGAUAAUUAAAAUAGUUACUAAAAUGUACAUUUCCUAGUGAAUUUAUGUAAAUGAGGGGUAAAGUUAAGGUUCAUAGUGUAUAGCAGGUUUUUACUCUAAUGAUUAACAAGAUGAAAGGGAUCAAUUGCUUGUAGCUCAUUCUGUAUGUUAUGUCCAAUUUUAAUCAAUGAAGGAAUUGCUCUGUUUAAACCCAUCAAGAAAUGCUGUGUAUUAGAGUUAAGAUUAUUAAACACCCAUAUGGCGGCAAAACUACUGAAUUACUUCGUAGAAAUUAUUACAAUCAAACAUAUAAUCACAGUCAUAUAUAUUUUCUCAUUAUACCAUGGAGGAUUUUUUUACCAUUUCUAAUUUAAAUCAAACACACUCUAAUAACAGUAAUUUUACUUGACAAGACUUAUUUAUAUCUUUUUGUUUUUAGAAUCAGUAGAAUGUUAAUCUACUUUGGGUAUGAAAACUUUAUGCGGAUUUCCAUUCAAGUUAAUGGAUAUUAAAGCACAUUUGUUGAAUUGGUGAAAAAAGUAUGUAUUUAAAUUCAAGAUAUCAAACUGGGCCUAAAAAUUAUCAGUAUUUGUUUAAAUAUAAAAAAACGUUGCUGGUGAUUAAUUCCUUCAUUGUUAAUUUUUAUUUUGUUAAACAUACAUUUGUUGAUAUUGGUUUUUUUCUUUCAAUUUUUAGUGUUUUUGUUUUAUCCAUAUUUAUUUUACUGUUUUGUGUUAGUAUUUUUUUCAAUAAUAAUCAGAAUUGUGUACAACUUACUUUAGAGACAUAUGGAAUAAAUUAGUAGGACUAUACAAUAAUUAUUUGAUUGUAUAGUCGACCCCAAGAAUAAGUUGACCUGGAGUGCAAGUCGAUCCGGAAUAUAGGUCAAUGCCAAUCUGAGAACAAAUACUAAUUUUUAUAUGUCGAUUCCUGAAAAUUAUUAUGAGGGAGAAUACUCACCAUAAGGAGAACUCAUAUAAUUGCCUUUCUAAAAACUUGUAAAUUUAAGCGAGAUGUUUAUGUGGGAAAUUUUUGAUAUUCACAAUUUUUUUAGCUAUUCGACUUUUUCCUGAUGUGUAAUUUAGAUUAAUUGAAUAAAACAAUUACAAAAAUUAAUAUUCGUUAUAACGAGUAUCAUUGAUUUACAAAACUAAAAAGCGUCAUGUUAUAUGGAUCAAAUGUGAAAAGAAAAAGCCUAAUAUUGUUUCAUGUGAAAACUUAUUAACAUGUGCCAAUGUUUGAUGAAAUAUUCUUCCAUUAUUUUUAUGUGAAUUUGUGGUUAAAAUAAUGUGCUCUGUGUUGGUCUUAUAAAAUAGAAUUGUUUUUAGUUAUCUCUUUGAGCUAUUAUGGAACUCUGCAAUUAUGUUUUAGUUUCCAAGUUUUUUUAAAGGGUAGUUCUGUACAUGGCAUUAUAAUUUUAUUCACUUUGAUGUCCAAAAAUGAAUGUAUGUAUGUGGAAACAUAGUCUAAAGUUUUUUUUUGUUCUUGUUGUUUUAAAAACACCUAUCAAUAUACUAGGAUAUACUUUUUCAUUUACACUUCAAUUAUUUUUAUCAAGUUUUACCAUUAAUUUUUGAUCAAAAUGUAUUGCAGUUUGUUUUUAAAUUUCUUGACAGUAUUGAAGUUGCUACAAUGUUUUUCACUGCAUAUUUUUACACUCUGAUGUAAUCUGGAGGGCUUCCCAAUUCAACCGACCAAUUAGCGUCGCCAAAGGCUGUCGGCAGUAGCAUGAAACAAUUUCAUGGAAACCAGUCGUAAGAGGCAUGAUGGAUUGGGAAAACAGACCAGGGAGAUGUAAAUAUUUUCAUCUCCCUAAACAGACAUGGUAUGAUACUAGCAUGGAAAAAGUACUGUAGGACUCUGCUUUCUCCAUGCUACUAGUAAUAUUUUUAAUAAAAAAAUAAGUCAAUGUGUACAUUUUAGAAGAGGCAGACAAUUCAUGAUAAAGAAUACCGAUUAAAUUAUCUUCAUUUUUUUUUCUAAAAUAUAAAUAUGAUUUUCUUUUUUAAUAUUCAGUUAUAGUAUUUUAUUAUCACUUAAGAACUCUGUUACUAUAUAUAUUUUAGUUUCAUAUUUUUUUUUUUAAAUGAUUUCCAAAGGUAGUUCUAUUUUAAGUUUAGCAACAUUACUCUGCUCAGAAUCAUUGUAUUUUGCUUGUAUUAAACAAAUUGUUAUAUAAAAAUAGACUUAGGGAAAUAUGAAUGAUGUUGUUUUUCUUAUCUGUCUGCAAUAAAAUAAAUUGCAAGAAAACAUGGA